AUGAUUGAAUCAAGAGGUGCGGUUGGUAUUGUAACACCCCUAAUUCACAAUAUAUUAAAGAAUCAUCCUUCUCUAACCAAUCUUCAAGAUGAAUAUAAAGAACUACCUUUUGGAAGUUGGGCUGGAAGGUUAGGUGAAAUUGCUAAUGAAGAAUGCUUGGUUGGAGCGUUAAGUGGGCUUUCUGCCGAAUUAUCAACGAUCAUGGAUGUUAGUCAAGAAGAAUAUACCAAUAUUCUAAAAUCACUUGGCGAUGAAAUGACCAAUUAUAAAGCAUUCUCUCGAAAUCACAGAAUUUACGCAC
Messenger RNA from Racocetra persica, 301 nucleotides. Lineage: Eukaryota; Fungi; Glomeromycota; Glomeromycetes; Diversisporales; Gigasporaceae. The record is from the annotation of a GenBank genome assembly.